Molecule: messenger RNA, 843 nt
Organism: Fonsecaea nubica
Lineage: Eukaryota; Fungi; Ascomycota; Eurotiomycetes; Chaetothyriales; Herpotrichiellaceae
Exons: 2
Coding region: 1-843 (280 amino acids)
Cellular component (GO): cytoplasm
Molecular function (GO): 5'-deoxynucleotidase activity
Source: RefSeq, a predicted model, not a curated record
AUGGCCUCAGACAGACCUGAAUUACCACCAACUCAACCUUCAUUCACCCUCCGAAAUUCUCACACAUCUCUGCUACCCAAACCGAACCCUUGGUCCGUGCGCGCUGUCUUGAACGAUCUCCCGAAUCCACCGCCCGAAGGCUCCUCUUCUCCCGUCCCAUUCUUCCACUACCUUGAGCGUCUAAAGAUUGAGAAGCGAGAAGGAUGGCGGAGGUUUGGUAUCUCCACCGGAGAGUCAAUAGCAGACCACAUGUAUCGCAUGUCCAUGAUCACCAUGCUCGCCCCACCAGAACUGAGCUCACGAUUGGACAUCCCGAGGUGUACCAAGAUGGCGUUGGUUCACGACAUGGCUGAAGGGCUCGUUGGAGACUUGACGCCCGUUGAUGGUGUGCCGAAAGUGGAAAAGAGCCGAAGGGAGGCCGAGACGAUGGAUUGGGUAGCUCAGUCAUUACUUGGGAAGGUCCACGGCGGCAUUCCAGGAAAGGAUCUCCGCUCAAUCUGGCAAGAAUACGAAGACAGCGAGACUCUGGAGUCGAAAUUUGUUCAUGAUGUGGACAAGUUGGAGCUAAUACUGCAGAUGGUAGAGUACGAGCGGGCCAACAAUUGCACCAUUGACCUGAGUGAGUUCAGCUGGGUGGCCAGGAGGAUCAGUCUGGAAGAGAUGAAAGCAUGGGCACAGGAGAUCUUGGAUGAAAGAGCCGAGUUGUGGAAGAGCAAAGAUAUGGCACCUCGAGAGCCCACACAGGCGGCGACAAUCAAGGAGCAACAGGCCGAAUACUACAGCAAUGGCGAUGGCAAGGUGUUCGGCAACGGAGUGAGCGAGAUGAAUGGACAUGUGAAAUGA